Carassius carassius (crucian carp) is the source of this 3484-nucleotide messenger RNA. RefSeq names its product metabotropic glutamate receptor 7-like. Bases 412 to 3207 code for a protein of 931 amino acids. The transcript has 12 exons. Gene Ontology annotation, cellular component: membrane. NCBI's taxonomy places the organism in Eukaryota, Metazoa, Chordata, Actinopteri, Cypriniformes, Cyprinidae. The record is from RefSeq and is a predicted model, not a curated record. Gene Ontology annotation, molecular function: group III metabotropic glutamate receptor activity. Gene Ontology annotation, biological process: regulation of synaptic transmission, glutamatergic; G protein-coupled glutamate receptor signaling pathway.
AUUUAAAAUAAAUAAAUAAGAUCCUUUAAAAGUCAGUCGCUAUGGUUUUACAGUGGAGUUAUAUCAUCAGCGUGGAUCGGACGCGUUUUAGUCGAAUAUCUCUGCACUUUAAUGCGUUUUGCGUGUUUGGUGCUUUGAUUUAAGGACAAAUCAUAGAAAGGUACUGUAUGGUUUUUUUCUGUCUUUAUUUUUUUUCUGUCUUUAUUUUUUUCUUUUUAUUUCGAAGCAACAAGCGUCGCCAUACGAUGCGCACUUUCCCAAGGAAUAACGCUUCACUGUUGCGCGGGGUUCUUGGAAUAAAAACAUCAACGUAUUUCCACAUCAACCUUACUUUAAAAAGCUCUAUGGUCGUUAUUGAGAUCAAUUCUGUUCUUGUUAUCCUAUAAAUACAGUGAAAAGUGCCUUUUUUCCAUGUUUCCCAACGUCAAGGGAGACAUGGCUUGCUUUCCAUGGCGGGUAUUUUGGAUAAUUCAAGCGCUUGUGGAUGUGACACUUUCGCAGGAAACCUACGCUCCUCAUUCCAUCAGAAUUGAGGGGGAUUUGACCCUCGGUGGCCUCUUCCCGGUCCAUGCCCGCGGGGUCUCCGGGGAACCGUGUGGAGAUAUCAAAAAGGAGAACGGGAUUCACAGGUUGGAGGCGAUGCUUUAUGCACUGGACCAAAUCAACAGCGACGACGAGCUUUUGCCCAACAUCACUUUAGGCGCUCGGGUUUUGGACACAUGCUCGCGAGACACGUACGCGCUGGAGCAGUCGCUUACUUUUGUGCAGGCUCUCAUACAGAAAGACACGUCGGAUGUGAGGUGCACGAACGGAGAGCCCCCGGUGUUCGUCAAACCCGAAAAGGUGGUCGGAGUCAUAGGGGCUUCGGCGAGUUCAGUGUCCAUCAUGGUCGCAAAUAUACUGCGACUAUUCCAGAUUCCGCAGAUCAGCUACGCCUCUACCGCUCCAGAGCUGAGCGAUGACCGCCGGUACGAUUUCUUCUCUCGCGUCGUACCUCCCGAUUCCUUCCAGGCGCAGGCCAUGGUGGACAUAGUGAAACUGAUGGGUUGGAAUUACGUGUCUACAGUGGCUUCGGAGGGAAGCUAUGGCGAGAAAGGAGUCGAGGCCUUCAUGCAGAUUUCCAGAGAAGCAGGUGGAAUCUGCAUCGCUCAGUCCCUGAAGAUCCCUCACGACCACAAGCAGGCUGAUUUUGACAAGAUUAUCCGACAGCUGCUGGAUACCUCUCUGGCCCGGGCGGUCAUUAUUUUCGCUUACGACGAAGACAUUCGGGGGAUCCUUAACGCCAGCAAAAGAGCCGAUCAAGUUGGCCAUUUCCUAUGGAUCGGUUCAGACAGCUGGGGAGCCAAGAACAGCACUAUUCAAGGCCUCGAGGACGCCGCGAUUGGUGCUGUCACCAUCCUGCCAAAAAGAGCCACUGUUGAGGGUUUUGAUAACUACUUUACAUCACGCACACUGGAGAACAAUAGAAGGAACGUCUGGUUUGCUGAGUUCUGGGAGGAGAACUUCAACUGCAAGCUCAUGAGUUCCUCCAAGAAAGAAGACACUAGCAGAAAAUGCACAGUGUUUGGGCUGUUUAACCGCGGCCCUGGCCUGCGACAUCAAGCCCCACCCCCCAGCACCCUCCAGCAGCCCCAAGAUAUAAUAUGUUCCCGCGGCUAUGAUCUUGGAUGGGCUGAGGGGCAAGAACGGAUAGGAAUAGACUCUUAUUACGAGCAGGAAGGGAAGGUGCAGUUUGUGAUAGACGCGGUGUAUGCCAUGGCUCAUGCCCUGCACAACAUGCAGAAGGAUCUUUGUCCAGACCAGUCAGGCGUUUGUGGAGAGAUGGAGCACGCUGGUGGCAAGAAACUCCUCAAGUACAUCCGAUCGGUCAGCUUCAAUGGGAGCACGGGGACGUCUGUCACGUUCAAUCGGAAUGGCGACGCACCUGGACGAUACAAUCUUUUCCAGUACCAGAUGAAUAUCAACAGCACUCCCAGAUAUAAAGUUAUUGGAGAGUGGGCAGAAACUCUCAAACUUCACAUCAAUGAGAUGCAGUGGCCCAACGGAGAAAUGAAAAUCCCCAUCUCAGUCUGCAGUCUGCCCUGUAAGACGGGUCAACGCAAGAAGAUAGUGAAAGGCAUGCCAUGCUGCUGGCACUGCGAGCCCUGCGACGGCUACCAGUACCAGUUUGAUGAGACAUCCUGCAAGCUCUGCGCUUACAACAUGCGUCCAAAUGCCAAUCACACGGGCUGCCAGCCCAUCCCAAUUGUCAAGCUGGAGUGGCAUUCGCCCUGGGCCAUCAUUCCCGUCUUCCUGGCUAUGCUUGGCAUCAUCGCCACCACCUUUGUUAUGGCCACGUUCAUCCGCUACAAUGACACCCCUAUCGUACGAGCGUCUGGGAGGGAGCUCAGCUACGUUCUGCUGACAGGGAUAUUCCUGUGUUACAUCAUCACGUUUGUAAUGAUCGCAAUGCCAGACAUUGCCGUUUGCUCCUUCAGACGAAUCUUCCUUGGGCUGGGAAUGUGUAUUAGCUAUGCGGCGCUUCUCACUAAGACAAAUCGAAUUUACCGCAUCUUCGAGGAAGGGAAGAAGUCUGUUACUCCACCUAAACUGAUCAGCCCGACGUCUCAGUUAGCCAUCACGUCCAGCCUCAUAUCCGUCCAGCUCUUAGGGGUCCUCAUAUGGUUCGGAGUGGAUCCUCCAAACACCAUAAUCGAUUACGACGAACAGAAGACCAUAAACCCUGAUAAGGCCCGAGGGGUUCUCAAGUGUGACAUUACAGAUCUACAAAUCAUUUGCUCUCUAGGUUACAGCAUCUUGCUGAUGGUAACAUGUACGAUUUACGCCAUCAAAACGCGAGGCGUUCCGGAGAAUUUCAACGAAGCCAAACCUAUCGGAUUCACCAUGUACACCACUUGCAUUGUGUGGCUCGCCUUCAUUCCCAUUUUCUUUGGGACGGCACAAUCUGCAGAAAAGCUCUACAUCCAGACCACCACGCUGACCAUCUCCAUGAAUCUGAGCGCGUCCGUGGCUCUGGGAAUGCUCUACAUGCCCAAGGUCUACGUCAUCAUCUUCCACCCAGAGCUCAACGUACAGAAACGCAAGCGCAGCUUCAAGGCCGUGGCGACGGCGGCCACCAUGACCUCGCGUCUGUCACACAAACCCAGCGACCGGCCGAACGGCGAGGCCAAAACCGAACUGUGUGAAAAUGUGGAUCCCAACAGCUAAUUCUCAUAAUUUAUCAGGUCUGGCUGCAAAGAAGAAAUACGUGAGCUACAAUGACCUUGUGAUCUGAAGGCCAUCACAGGAGGAAGGUGAUCGAUGGUACUUCCUGGUUACUCUUGGAAAGCGGGAAAAAGCUUUCAGUGUCCCUCUGUUUCCAUCCUUAUUUUGUCUGAGGUCCAGGACAGUGAUUGGGCCCUCAGCUAAACCAAUGACAGAGGAUAUCAGUUGGUUUUCAACACCUUUAAGAAACAUAACACAGCGAAACCACCCCAAAAAAUAA